AUGAUUGAGAAAGAAAUGAGCCUAAAUUGCAAUUAGAAACACAAGUAAAGAAUAGAGAAAGUCAGUUCAGAUCCAUAAUUGAAUAAAAGUGAUAAAUUAUUAUGUUAUACAUCUUUAUUGAACCCAAAGUUUGAUGAUAAAUAAAUUAAUUUUAAUGCUAUUUUUUAAGUGAUAUAAGAUAAAUAUAAAUUUAAGAAGUAGCAAUUCGAAAAUAUAUUAAAUACUAAUUUAGGAUAAAUAGAACAACUUUAAAGAGAUCCUUGUAUUUUUAAAAUUAAAUUAAUUUAACAGCCUGUUAAGAUAGUUUAGUUUACAAAUGAAUGGAUUUAAAUAUUAAAUAAUUUUUUUAUUAAACUGUUAAAUAUAGUUUAUUUGAUCCAAUUUAUAAUUUAAUUGGAAAUGACAAGACAAUAUUUGAAAAUCAACAAAAUUUAUUUUCAUAAAUUAAUUAACUCAAUUAAUGAUAAUAUGUUGAUAAUAUUAUUAAUUAAAUAUCAAAUUUAGAAUAAAAGGAAUUGUUAAUCAAGAAUUUUGAGAAUUUGA
Messenger RNA from Paramecium pentaurelia, 543 nucleotides. NCBI's taxonomy places the organism in Eukaryota, Ciliophora, Oligohymenophorea, Peniculida, Parameciidae. The record is from the annotation of a GenBank genome assembly.